This is a messenger RNA of Pseudonaja textilis, 961 nucleotides long. RefSeq names its product outer mitochondrial membrane lipid metabolism regulator OPA3 (gene OPA3). Gene Ontology annotation, cellular component: mitochondrion. NCBI's taxonomy places the organism in Eukaryota, Metazoa, Chordata, Lepidosauria, Squamata, Elapidae. Gene Ontology annotation, biological process: regulation of lipid metabolic process. The record is from RefSeq and is a predicted model, not a curated record.
UUCCCCUCAGGGAUGGGACUUGAGAGGGAAGCAAAAGGGAGCCCGGCCCGCCGCUACCUGCCUCGGCGCUGGAAAGGAGACCGCCGCCUUUUAGGCAUUCAUGAGUCCCUGAGCACAGGCCCCACCCCUGACGCGGCCGGAGAGACCGUGAGAAGGGGUGCAUUUGCAUAUUCAUGAGGUGCAUUUGCAUACGCGGGUGACGCCAGAGGCCUACGCAAAGGGCGGGGCGCGCAGAGCGUGCCGGAGUCAGCGCGCUCGUCGUUGGCGGGCCGCUCCGCGCGGGGGCCGCUGGGAGCGCGAGGAUGGUGGCCGGCGCCUUCCCCAUCGCCAAGUUGCUCUACCUGGGCGUCCGGCAGCUCUCGAAGCCCCUGGCGGCGCGCAUCAAGGACGGAGCGCGCGCCAGCCCCUUCUUCCGCCAGUAUAUCUGUGGUCCCCCCGCACAGCUCUACCACUGGGUGGAGAUGCGGGCCAAGAUGCGGAUCAUGGGCUUCCGGGGCUCUGCCAUCAAGCCGCUGAACGAGGAGGCAGCUGCGGAACUGGGGGCCGAACUGCUGGGCGAGGCCAUCGUCUUUGGGGUGGGGGGCCUGUGCAUCUUCCUGGAAUACUCCCGCCAGAGCAGCAACACCAAGAAGAAGGAGGAGGAGCUGAGCAGCACCUUGCUGGGCCUGCAGGAGCAGGUGACGGAGCUCAGCUUGACUCUGGAGACCUUGGACGCCCGGCUGCGGGAGAUGAACCGGGUGCUGGUGGAGGUCUCCACCGCCCCCAAGAAGUAGCCGCCCGCCACCCUUCAGGACAGCCCGGGUGGGGCGCUCCUUGGGCCACCUCCAGGAUCCGGAUCCAGGCCGGCCCGGGGUAGGGGGAGCGGUCGGCAGUCCUUCUUCACACCAGGAUUUGGGGUGCUGAGCUGCGCACCCCAACCAAGUGGUUAGGCGUUUUCCUAGAAUGUAAAUAUUGGAUCAAU